Caenorhabditis elegans is the source of this 875-nucleotide messenger RNA. NCBI's taxonomy places the organism in Eukaryota, Metazoa, Nematoda, Chromadorea, Rhabditida, Rhabditidae. The record is from the annotation of a RefSeq genome assembly.
AUGGUGAACUGGUUUUUGGUGGAUCAAACUGUUGCUCAAGUUGGAUUCUAUCUUACCACAUCGUCACAGUUCUUACUGAUCGUUCUCACAUUGUUUUAUGUGAGAAAAGAUCUGGGUGCUUACAAGUACUUAAUUGUCUUGUUUUCAAUGGUGGGAAUUGCGUUUGCAAGUUUGGAAUUUGUGUUGUAUCCGGUUCUUCACAAUUAUAAUGCUGGUCACAUAUUCUUCACAAAAUACCGUCCUUUUAAUGUUUCCAAUUUCAUUCUGACAAUUCUACUUGUGAUGUAUAGUGGAUUAUACUCAUUCACGAUUUCUUUUCUGGCUGUUCAAUUCACAUAUCGAUACGUUGCAGUGUUUCACACACAAUCUUUGAAAUUCUUCAACAAUUGGUAUUUUUUGCUCUCGGUUUUGUACGCUUCAUGGUUUGGAUUUCAAACAGCGAUAGGAUUGUAUAAAUUUGAUGAGGCAGAUGAAUACUCCAGAGAGUAUAUGCGACAGGUACUGGCUGAUGUCUAUGAUGUCUAUGGAAAUGCGUCAUGGCAACGGUCAACUUGUCAGUUGUGAUGGUUGUUCAAUAUGGAGUCAUGAUUUUUUGUGGAUCACGAUUGUACAAAGAAAUGGAGGAGAAGCUGAGCAUGCUGUCGCCGCAGGCAAGGAAGCUUCACAGACAAAUUUUCAAGACUUUGAUGCUUCAAAUAGUAACACCAACAAUUGUACUGUUCUCCCCGAUUAUUUAUAUCAUCAUGGUACCAUUUUUCGAUCUUGAGCUAAGCGUUCCUACCGGCACAGUUUUGUCCUGUUUAACCCUAUACCCUGCUAUUGACGCUUCCAUUAUCAUGUAUGUAAUUUCUGAUUACAGAAGAGCUGUCAAAAAU